Messenger RNA from Cannabis sativa, 1832 nucleotides. RefSeq names its product serine/threonine-protein phosphatase PP1. Gene Ontology annotation, cellular component: nucleus; cytoplasm. The record is from RefSeq and is a predicted model, not a curated record. Bases 459 to 1421 code for a protein of 320 amino acids. The transcript is spliced from 4 exons. Lineage: Eukaryota; Viridiplantae; Streptophyta; Magnoliopsida; Rosales; Cannabaceae. Gene Ontology annotation, molecular function: protein serine/threonine phosphatase activity.
CAAAAAGCUUACACAACUCUUAUAAUAGAUAUUAGUUUGUUACCAAAACGAGUUGACUCCGCACGUGCGAACCCUCACACGAUUCAUCCCUGAAUUGGAUUUGGGGAUAGCAUUCUUCAAAUUAGGGCUUCCAUUUCAUUACACGAGAGAGUCUUCUCUCUCUCUCUACAAACCCCCAAACCCCAACAAACACAAGCUAAACCUUCUCAAUCCCUCUCUUUCGCGACCCAGAAAUGGCCGCCACAGCCUCCUCCUCAUAAACCCAUUCACCUUGUUCCUCCUCUUCUUUCGCAGAUUCUUUCUCUUUGGGUUUUGUUUUUGUCGGAGAGUUUGAUUUGGGAAUCCGAUCUUUUUCUUCAUCGAUCUUCAGUACCGGUUGUUUGGGGGUUUCUUUUCGGGUGAAAGUUAGGGUUUUAGGGUUUGGUUUUGUAUUGGGUAUUUUUUUUUUAGGGUUUGUGAUGGAUGAUAGUGUUCUUGAUGAUAUUAUAAAGCGACUUUUGUCUGCCAAGAAUGGACGGACGACUAAGCAGGUGCAGCUUACCGAGACUGAAAUUAGACAGCUUUGUUCUACGUCUAAGGAGAUUUUUCUUAGCCAGCCUAAUCUUCUCGAGCUCGAAGCUCCCAUAAAAAUUUGUGGAGAUGUUCAUGGUCAGUUUUCAGAUUUGUUAAGAUUGUUUGAGUAUGGUGGAUUUCCACCUGAAGCAAACUAUCUGUUCCUAGGAGACUAUGUGGACCGUGGUAAGCAGAGUAUAGAGACUAUAUGCCUUCUUCUCGCGUACAAGAUCAAGUACAAGGAGAAUUUCUUCCUUCUAAGGGGCAACCAUGAAUGUGCUUCCAUAAACCGUAUAUAUGGGUUUUAUGACGAGUGCAAGAGGAGAUUUAAUGUUCGUGUGUGGAAGACAUUUACUGACUGCUUUAACACCCUACCGGUUGCUGCUCUUAUAGAUGAAAAGAUCCUUUGUAUGCACGGAGGCUUAUCUCCUGAUCUAAAACACCUGGAUCAGAUUAGGAAUAUUGCUCGUCCUGUCGAUGUGCCAGAUCAGGGCCUUUUGUGUGAUCUUUUAUGGGCUGAUCCAGAUAAGGAUAUUGAUGGCUGGGGGGAGAAUGACAGAGGUGUUUCAUAUACAUUUGGAGCUGACAAGGUAGCUGAAUUUCUCCAGAAACAUGACCUUGAUCUCGUUUGCCGUGCUCACCAGGUUGUGGAAGAUGGAUAUGAGUUUUUUGCAAAGCGGCAACUAGUAACCAUAUUUUCAGCCCCAAAUUACUGUGGUGAGUUUGACAAUGCUGGUGCUAUGAUGAGCGUGGAUGAUUCAUUGACGUGCUCAUUCCAGAUCCUAAAGUCUUCUGAGAAAAAGGGGAAAUUCGGGCUUGCAAACAGCACGAUACGACCCGGAACUCCACCCCAUAAGGGCAAGGGUUAAUUGAGACCUCUAUUGUGAGCUAAUCAUGAGUAGUAAAAGCAUAAAAUCCGGGCUAUUAUACUUUCCCAUCUCAAUGUUUAGCUUGUGUACUUCUGAACUUGUGCUGCCAGACAGCGUUGCAAUGGCGGGGUUCGAUAGUUCAGCGCUGCAUUUCAGACAUACGAAGACACAGUUACUUCUACAGAGUUAAGAAGAGCCUAACCAGGCAUUAUAACGUUAAAGCUGUCUUUUUUUUCUUUCUUUCUAUUUUCUCUUUUCUUUUUGAAACUAAUGUAUAAUUGAAAUUCUGACUUUGUUGUGUGGUGGAAUUGGAGUUAAUUACUUACUGUGUUCCAUUGGCCAUUGUUGCUUUGAGAUUGGGAAAACUUAUUGAUUUUUAGUCUUGAUUUUAUAUAAAAUUUUAUGCAAGUA